UAUGGAUCGAGACGCAAUGUGGCCACUUGUGCGGGUUAUUCUGCUCCAAAUGUUGUUGAUUCAGGGUGUGCGGGGGGCAUGCAAUCGGAUACCACAAGGAGCCAGCGGAGAACGGUCUGCUGUGGAUGAAAACUUUCGCCUUUUGAUCGACGGAAAUCCAGAGACCUAUGUACCCGAGCAUCAGUACAACGUGUCGCUCUCCUGCCCCAUUAACUUAAAGUUUGUGAGCUUCACGCUGGUGAUCGAGAGCGAGGAUCAGGCGGCGGCCUUCAAUGGACUGGACAUGACCGGCCACUUUGAGCUUCUGGGCUCACCCGACACCAGAUUCAGCGUCGGCUGUGAGAACUUGGUCGAGAGCACCAACACGAAUGCCAAGACCCAUAUCGAAGUCUCCUGGGUGGCCCCAAAGUCGCCCGAAAGCGGCUGUGUCCUCAUCAAGGCGGGAGUGGUGCAGCAGCGCGAUGUUUGGUUCAUUGACGAGGGGUUCCUCACCAAACGCAUCUGCCCCGAGGAAAUUGACGAGCUGAACAGCCUGACGCCGCCACUCCAGAACUGUUGUGCCUGCGAUGAGGCCAAGUACGAGAUCGUCCUGGAGCGCAAGUGGACCAGGAAUACCCAUUCCAAGGACUUCCCGGUCGAGGCGUGGCGCACGCGUUUGGGCGAGCUGAUUGGCGCCUCGCACAGCUAUGACUACCGCUACUGGGCGUAUGGGGGACGAGCCAGUCUGGGCAUGCGCGAGAUGGCCGAGCAUGGCGCUACCCGUACCCUGGAGCAGGAGAUCCGAGACAACACACAAAAUGGCGCAGUGCGCACCAUCGUCAAGGCCCCUGGCAUACCCCAUCGCUUGAAUGCCUUCGGCUCGACGCUGGCCAAUGCUCGUGUGGAUUCGGCACAUCAUCAGAUCUCGCUGGCUGCCAAAAUCGAUCCCUCGCCCGACUGGAUACUGGGUGUGGCUGGGCUGGAGCUGUGCCUCAGCAACUGCACGUGGCUGCAGCGAAAGGUACUGAAUUUGUACCCCUGGGACAUUGGCACCGAUUCAGGACCCUCUUAUAUGUCACCCGACCAGCCGCAGGUUCCACCAGAUGUUAUACGACGGAUAACUUCUUCGUAUCCCAGCGAUUAUCGUUCGCCCUUCUUCGAUGAUACCGGCGCCUCGAUGAAGCCAUUGGCCACGCUCCACUUGACCAGGAAGAAGCUCUACAUCCGCGAGUGCGAGGAGGUAUCGCAGAGUGGACGAGGACCUCUGGAAUGCGCUGUACAUCCUUGGAACGAUUGGAGCAACUGCAGCACCCGCUGUGGCCAGGGCUACACCCAGCGCAUGCGCAGCUACAAGAAUCCCAAUCUGGCGGCCAAUUACAACUGCGCUAUUAAACUGGAGGAGAUUCGCCAGUGCCAGGGCACUCAGUGCGGCCCGGGGGAGGAAGAGUAUGCCAUUGGCAGCCCCGGCGAGGAUGUGGGUUUGGGUGUGGCUAUGGGUGGGGAGACGGCAACAGGUACUGGCUCCAUGGCCGAGUGUCAGCUGAGCAGCUGGAGUGAGUGGUCGCCGUGCUCAAAAACCUGUGGCCGCGGCGUCUCCACACGGACACGCGACUAUACCAAUCCCCAGGCGAGGCAGCGAUGUCUGACGGUCAUGCGGCUUCCCAUGGAGGAGACCAGACAGUGUCUGGGAUCGGACUGUGGCGGCACCAUACCUGACAACGGGGAGCUCGAUGGUUUGCCGGAGCCAGAGCUGUUCGGCGAACCCAAUCAGACGCCCAGCUGGAGCACAAAUAGUUACAAUAACAGAAUGGACAAUCCCUAUGGGGGCGGAUCAGCAAAUCAGGGCUGGAACAGAAAGAGUUUCAGCACCGCUGAGAAUGAGAAUGCCUUUGACAGAUCACCGUACGGCUCUGUGGAUAGAUCGCAGGACACCAAUGCGCCCUUUGGCCAGACAGACAGCCAGCAACGUUCACCGUUUGAUUCAAUCGACAAUCGACGGGGACAGCCUCUCGAUUCGGAGCAUGAGCGUCCCAGCUAUAACAUCUACGGCAGUGAGAAGAUGGUGGGUAACCCGCGACCCGGAAACAGCUACAAUGAUUACAGUCCGGGCUAUAACAGCAAGGAUUACAGCACUCCGAACCUGAGGACGGGCUUGGGCUUCACCACUAGAUCCCCGUACGCAGGACGCUUUCCCAGUCGCCAGCAGGAGAUGGCUGAGCCGGGCAGCAACUACAAUGUGGUCCAGGACUACUGCUUCGAGAAGCCCAUUGCCUCCACUCGUCCCUGCCUGGCCAAUCCGGUGAUUGUGAGCAACUACUGGUUCUACGAUCACGAUGACCACGAGUGCAAGAUCUUCACCACGGACAACUGCGAUGAGAACAAGAAUCGCUUCCGUUCGCUGAUGGCCUGCGAGGGCACAUGCCUGCAGCCCCAGAUGAACGUGGAGCGCAGCGACAAUGAAGCCAUGGAUCUAUAUGGCCAGACCGGCGGAGCUUAUGGCGACGCAGUGGGUGAUAUAGCUGAACCGAUGUCCCACACAAGGAACACAUAUACAGGCACAUUCAGACCGGGGCGUUACGGCAGCUGAAUAUAUCCCCAUCCUAAUAAAGAUAAACUACGAUUGAGUCCAGGGUAUUUUGUGCUUCCACAGUUGAAAGAGAAUACUUUUUAGCUGGGUUUCGGUUUCCCUGUU
Messenger RNA from Drosophila obscura, 2671 nucleotides. Its product is annotated as spondin-1. The record is from RefSeq and is a predicted model, not a curated record. Gene Ontology annotation, molecular function: serine-type endopeptidase inhibitor activity. The coding region runs from base 2 to 2566 and encodes 854 amino acids. Gene Ontology annotation, cellular component: extracellular matrix. The transcript is spliced from 6 exons. Gene Ontology annotation, biological process: cell adhesion. NCBI's taxonomy places the organism in Eukaryota, Metazoa, Arthropoda, Insecta, Diptera, Drosophilidae.